CCCCCUUCCGUGGAUUUCUUUGGAUACCUCCUCCUCGCCAUCACGCACGCCACCACGGAUCCGUAUCCGGUCGCCGCUCCUCCUGGUUCUCCUGUCGCCGCCAACGGUACUCUGUCUGAUUCGGGCGCGCCCGAUGAAGAGGAGCCCUACACCAUCAAAUGUAUAUGCGCAUUUGACGAAGACGAUGGCAGUACGGUUUUUUGCGAAGGCUGCGAAACGUGGCAACAUAUCAUCUGUUAUUACCCUGACAAGCGGGUCCCUGACGUGCACAACUGCGUCGACUGCGAGCCAAGGGAAUUGGAUAACAGGCGCGCCACGGAACGCCAACGCCAAAGACGAAUGCGAGAACGAAGUGAGGACGGCGACCGGAGGAAACGCUCCAGUGCGAAGGCUGUGAAAAAGAAAAAGGAAGGGGAUAUAAAUGGUUUUGGUCACCAACGAGCCGAGUCGGGCGCGCGUGAUCAACCCCCGGUGAAGAAGACCAAAACCUCUCAUCGCUCUUCCGCAUCAAUCAGCGCUAUUCCUGGCGUUCCCACUCUUCCUGCUGACUCUCGCAAAAGGCGCUCAUCUACCUCUUUCGCGCCGAGCCCUACCAAGCCGUCCGCCCCCCUCAUUCCCCUCUACUCCCCCGAAUUCCUUCAUCUUUAUGACCGAGACGAGAACUAUGUGGACAUGGACAGUAAUCUGUUCGUCAAAGUGAGCCUAGUGGGUGAUGCUGCUUCGUGGGUCAAAGAUCCUGAGGCAUUAGCACGCGUGACAAACGGGCGUAGGGCUGAAGGGAUUUUCAACCGAUCUGAUGCGGCCCUUGAUCGUUCUCAUUGGCCCACUCUUACCACAGAUACCAUCACGGACUCGAGUCUGGAACUUGGCGGUUUGCACCCGACAUGGAAAAUACUGAAGACUCAAGAUGCUGUACGCAAAGACGAUAUCGUGGGUGAAAUCAAUGGCAAGGUCGGCAUCUUCGACGACUAUUGUCUGGACCCAAGGAAUCGUUGGUCGGAGCUACGACACCCGGAGCCUUUCGUUUUCUUUAGCUCUCAUCUGCCGCUGUAUAUCGAUGCCCGCGGCGAAGGUAGCGUUCUCCGUUACAGUCGUCGGUCUUGCCGCCCCAACGUUACGAUGAAAAUUUACAUCACCAAUGACGUCGAGUAUCACUUCUGUUUCGUCGCCAAAGAGGACAUCGCUCCCGGUUCUGAGAUUACGAUUAUGUGGUAUCUUGAUGCUCAACUUUCGGAGUCAUCCAAUGGGCUCGUCAAGCAAGAAUCGGGUGACAGCGCUGCUGACGCUGCUGCUGCUUGCAUCAGCAACACGCUUGCAAACUUUGGAGGCUGUGCUUGUAAUAACCCCCCAGACGUUGCAAAGCAAUCGAAUGGAAAGCGCAAAAAGACCACCAAAUCAAAGCCCGGUGCAUCCCCACGAGAAUCUGGGCGUGCAUCAACCAGCCGAGCGGGGAGUGAGUCAUCGAAGCACCACGCGGAAGAAGAUCUGGCAGCCGACAGUCGAUCAACGUCUGGUUCAACGCGCGGUCGCCAAACUAGUCGCGACAUUAGCCCCGCUGCAUCGGUUGUGGCAUCAGAGCUUUCCACUCGCGAACGUCGCAAGAUUGCGGACGCGGAGAAACAAUUCCAACAAUUGGAGCAUGAUCAGCGGUCGACAACUUCGCGAAAAAAGAAGCGUGCGAGUGGCACUUCUGCACAAUCUCCAUCAAACGUCACAACCUCCACCCAGACGGCGCAGUUUCCGUCUCAGCGGGGAUCGGGGAAAUUGUCUCAGCUUGAUACAACAGCUGGCCAGUCAAGGUCCCCCAUAUCUGCCAUGUCCCCUGGCCAUAUCCCGGCAGGUCGCCAGGGCUCACCUCGCGUCCAACCUAUGUUGACGCUAUCACACAAACCGACCCUGAUGAAGAUGAAUCGAUUUCUGCCCUCUUCUCGCCCCCGGCCUAGUUUCGUUCCCUUGACUAUGCGACUUCUCAAACGGUUCAGCAUGGAUCGGAUGCGCUCAGAGGAUACUACUCGACGGCAGUUGUCUUCAGCAGGUUCCGAUAGCGUAGCUGGCGUGGACUUGUCAUCGCCUUUGGCUGGAUCGCCGCCAUCGGCCCAUACGAAUGCAGACAUCGCUAUGGCAGACGCCGAUGAUGCAAAGUCUACCCCACGCCCCUCAACAGCCACGGAUGUCGAAAUGGAAGAUUCCCCCAUUGCUGCCGACACCAGCACAGAACACAAACCAGGGGAUGCAAGCAAGCCACCUCUUUCCCCUCCAUGGCCAUCAACAGUUGCCCACAACACCCCUCUACCGGGAUCCACUACACCUACCAAUCGCGCUAAUCUGCGAGUUACAAUGCCCCCGCCGAGUAGUUUCCCGCUGCAAGCUGCGCAGGUAGUUAGCCCUGCGUCGACUGCUAGCAUUGCCUCUCCAUCCACUGUUGAUGCGGCUUCGCCUCAUCCUAUUCCAUCGGCUGUUGCCCCAACCCCGACUCCUACACGCAAGAAACUCAGUCUUGGUGACUAUCUGAGUCGCAAAGGUUCUCUCACUACCCCUACUUCAGAAAAGUCCCAAGCCCAGGCCACUACCAUGUCUCCAGCGGUCAAGUCACCAUCGACGCCUCUCUCUGCGGUCCCACCACCUAGCGCCGAUGAUUCGCCUGAAGUCAAGAGUGAUCAUGUUGGGCCCAGUGAUGUCGCUAUGACCGAUGCUCCUUCCGACUCGACUCAGCCACCGAUUCCUUCAAUUCCUUCUUGA
Molecule: messenger RNA, 2739 nt
Organism: Penicillium chermesinum
Lineage: Eukaryota; Fungi; Ascomycota; Eurotiomycetes; Eurotiales; Aspergillaceae
Product: putative PHD finger and SET domain protein
Exons: 4
Molecular function (GO): protein binding
Source: RefSeq, a predicted model, not a curated record